AUGCCACCACAAAUCAAACAAGAUCUUAAUCGCUCCGGUUGGGAAACCACCGACUUCCCCUCCGUCUGCGAAAACUGUCUCCCAGAUAAUCCCUUCGUCCAAAUGAUCAAGCAAGACCACGGCGAAGAAUGCAAAAUUUGCACGCGACCAUUUACCGUCUUUCAAUGGAAAGCCGACCGCACAGCUCGCAGCAAACGCACCAAUAUCUGUCUCACAUGCGCUCGCUUGAAGAAUUGCUGUCAGUGCUGUAUGUUGGAUUUGAGUUUCGGAUUACCGAUUGUGGUUCGAGAUGCGGCGUUGAAGAUGAUUGCGCCGGGACCACAAAGUGAGGUCAACAGGGAAUAUUAUGCACAGAAUCAUGAGAAGGAUAUUGAGGAUGGGAAAGGGGUGGAGGAGUAUGAGAAGACAGACGAGAAGGCUAGGGAACUUUUGAGGAGGUUGGCAAAUAGUCAGCCUUAUUUCAGAAAGGGUAGAAAGAUGAUUACGGAUGGGGAAGGUAGCGGUAGCGGUGCUGCGGGUGGGGGUGAAAGUGAGAAGGGAAUGGCAUUGGCGACCAAAGGACCAGGGCCGAUACGAACACGAGAUGGACAGCCAAGCAGGGGUGCUGGUCGGGGUGGUAGAGGCGGGGCAAGAGGAGGAAGAGCCUUUCCCAGUGCGGCGCAAUUACCGCCUGGUCCCCAAGAUAUCCUACCACCUUCCGAUACGUCAAUAACUUCACUGUUUCUUACUGGUGUGGAGGACGACUUGCCAGAAUACAAGAUCAGGGAUUUCUUCUCACCAUACGGGAAAUUAAGAUCAUUGGUCUGCUCGCACAUGUCCCAUUGCGCAUUCAUUAAUUACGCGACGAGAGAAGGAGCCGAAGCUGCAGCAGAGGCCGCACAAGGAAAAGUGGUGAUUGCAGGCUGCCCAUUGAGAGUGCAGUGGGGAAGACCCAGACCAAUUGGCACCAUGGAUAAAGAUGAGCGCAUGGCCACAGGCAGGGAAGGACGAUCCGCGUUCUCGAGUUCGGGUUCGGGUGCACAGAGGAGAACGAUUGAGGGCGGUGCUUCACAAGCUGCACCUCCACGAGAUGAUUUCGCGAGUAUGUCUGCUGUUGCCGCUCCACCCGGUUCAGGUGAUGUGCAGUAUGCUAGUUUGGCUGGUAAUUAA
This is a messenger RNA of Sclerotinia borealis F-4128, 1149 nucleotides long. Lineage: Eukaryota; Fungi; Ascomycota; Leotiomycetes; Helotiales; Sclerotiniaceae. The record is from the annotation of a GenBank genome assembly.